AUGGCUCCCACUAAGCAUCGCUUCCCCAUGCUCCUGCUCCUGCUCCUAUGCUCCUACCCCGCAGAAGCUGCAGCCAUGAUCAACAGCACCAAAGCACCUUGCCUCCCAGCACAAGCUUCUUCCCUCCUCCAGCUAAAAGGUUCCUUCAUCGUUGCCAACGCCCGCUUGUCAUCAUGGCAAGCUGGAACAGACUGCUGCCACUGGGAGGGCAUCAUCUGCAACACGGGCUCCGGGAGAGUCAUUUCUCUUGACCUCGGUGGGUUCAACUUGAUGAGCCAUCGUCUACACCCUGCGCUCUUCAACCUCACCUCUCUCAGGAAUCUCAACCUUGCUUUCAAUGACUUCACUGGCGUCCGCUUCCCAGCAUCUGGGUUUGAGCGGCUCACAGAUAUCACCCCUGAACUUCUCCCAAACCUACUUUAUUGUUUCCAAACUUUUAUGGCAAAUAUGAGCAAUCUGAGGGAGCUCCAUCUUGAUUGGGUGGAUCUAUCUAGCACUGGGUCGACUUGGUCUGCUGUUUUAGGGCAUGCAGUUCCUCAGCUACGGAUUCUGAGCUUGUCUCAGUGUGGUUUAUCAGGUUCUAUUGACCCUUCCUUCUCAAGGCUUGGCGAACUGACAACAAUCAACUUCGGGAGUAACUAUGAGUUGUAUUUUCAAGAGCCAAAUUUCCGAACCUUCAUGGCAAAUAUGAGCAAUCUCAGGGAGCUCCGUCUUGAUUCAGUGGAUUUAUCUAGCAGUGGGUCGACUUGGUCUACUGCUUUAGCAGACUCUGUUCCCCAGCUACAGAUUCUUAGCUUGCAUGCGUGUGGUAUAUCAGGUUCUAUUCACCCUUCCUUCUCAAGGCUUCGCUCACUGGCAUCGAUCAACUUCAGAGACAACGAAUUCAGUGGCAAAGUCCCUGAGUACUUUUCUGAACUGUCUUCCUUGAGCAGCCUUGACAUAUCAGGCAAUCAUUUUGAAGGGCAAUUUCCAACAGAGAUCUUCCAGCUAAAGAGUUUGAUGAUGCUUGAUUUACAUGCGAACCCCAUGCUUUUCGUGAGAUUUACAUAUUUCCCAGCUGGAAACCGUUUGCAGUACCUGGAUCUAGCGGGGACCAACUUCACUUAUGACACGCCACUCUCUUUUGCCAAUCUGACGUCUCUCCAGACUUUGAGCCUUACCACGGGAACCAUGGCCAAGGAACUCCCCACUUCAAUAAGGUUUCCGUCACUGAAUGGACUGGAACUAGAGGGAUCUGGCUUGGAGAAACCAGUACUAUCUUGGGUUGGCAACCUUAAAGAUUUGAAAUACCUGAGCCUCGAUGGCUAUGACUUCUCUCAAUCAACACUCUCUUGGAUCAACAACCUGACAAGGCUUGAAACGUUUUUCAAUUUUUCUGGCCCAAUACCGUACCAGAUUGGAAAUCUUGCCAAUUUAAGAGAGUUUUCCAUUGAAUUUUGUGACUUCUCUGGGUACCAAAUACCAUCAUGGAUCGGCAAUCUUACAAAGUUGAUAUCUCUGGACAUUUCUGAUAACAAUUGUUUAUCUGGGCCAAUACCCUCAACAAUUGGGAACCUGAUCCAAAUCAAAUGGCUGCGGCUUUCUAGGAACAACCUCACCGGAUUUUCGCAAAUUAAGGAAAUUGACUUAAGUGAUAACCAAUUGACAGGCCAAAUACCCGAAUCACUUUUUCAGCUUGCAAACCUCCAGAUUCUGUAUCUCGACUCAAAUAAAUUGAUGGGUACAAUAAAACUUAUCUCUAUCUGGGGGUUGACAAAUCUCAAUGAGCUUGACCUGUCUAACAAUAUGAUAUCACUCAUAGACACCGAAGGUGAUACUAUAGCUCCUUAUCUUCCUAGCAUCGAGUACUUAAAUUUUGCAUCUUGCAAUCUUAGAGAACUUCCAGAUGCACUUAGAUAUAUUGACACUAUUACAGACCUUGACCUUUCUAAUAACCAAAUUAAAGGGGCUAUACCAAGUUGGGUGUGGGAGAACUGGAAGGACCAGCUUAACACUUUGGACCUUUCACACAAUAUGUUUACUACAUUAGAGAAGUCACCUUCUCUUGUUCAUAUGACGAAUUUAGCCUUUCUUGAUCUAAGUUCUAAUAGACUUGAAGGAACCAUACCAAUACCAGUAACCGGAUCUGAGGUUAACGUUGUUGUGUUGGAUUACUCAAAUAAUAGCUUCUCCUCCAUUGUAUCUAACUUUGGUAGGUAUCUUAUGAAUGCUAUCUAUAUCAAUUUGCCCAAAAAUAAAUUAAGUGGUCAUAUACCAGCUUCGGUUUGUAGUUUGAACAAACUUGAUAUCAUGGACUUAUCUUACAACUACUUUGAUGGACCAGUCCCAUCAUGUCUCGUAGAAAGAGGAAACCUGACUGUAUUAAAAUUAAGAGAAAACAGACUGCAUGGGGUGCUGCCAAAAAAUAUUGGAGAAGGAUGUACACUACCUACAUCACUAGAAAAUUGCCAAGACUUAGAGUUCCUUGAUGUUGGUAAUAAUCAUAUUGUUGGUUCAUUUCCAUCUUGGGUGGGUACUCUUCCAAACCUUCAAGUUCUUGUAUUGAGAUCUAACCAACUCAAUGGCACUAUAAGGGAUCUUCACAGUGUCAGUAAAAGUAAUAUAAGUUUCACAAGUUUGCAAAUAAUUGAUUUAUCCACCAACCAUUUCUCUGGUUACUUGCAUUCAGAAUUGUUUGAGGGUUUUAAAUCUAUGAUGAAUAACAACAACGACAAGGGAGAAAUUUUAGAGCACAAUUACACAAACGGGGUGUCAAAGAAUGAUAUCUAUCAAGACACUAUCACUAUCACUAUCACAUACAAAAAUUUUGAUUUUAUUUUGACCAAGAUCCAGACCACUUUGAAAGUAAUAGAUUUCUCAGAUAAUUCAUUUCAUGGUCCCAUUCCCAAGUCAAUUGGUAGGCUUGUUUCACUCCAUGGACUUAAUGUGUCGCACAACAACUUCACGGGACAGAUUCCAUCACAGCUUGGUAACUUGACUAGGCUGGAAUCUAUGGAUCUCUCCUGUAACCAUCUCUCAGGGGAAAUCCCACAAGUUCUGACCUCUCUAACUUUUCUCAGUUGGCUGAAUCUUUCAUACAACAAUUUGACUGGAAGAAUACCACAGGGAAACCAGUUCUUUUCAUUUCCAUACAGUUCUUUUGAAGGCAACGCAGGCCUUUGUGGAAGUCAAGUGUCUAAACAAUGUGACAAUCCUAGUUCAACUACUCCAAAAGCGAUAGAUCAUCAAGAAUCCAAAAGUUUGUGGCAGGACAGACUUGACGCCAUCCUUUUGUUCACAUUUGUUGGCUUGGGGUUUGGAGUGGGUUUCACAUUGGCAAUCUUGUCCAGAACCUUUCGUCACGUAGAAGGAUGGAUUUGCAAGCAUUUCUGUAUCCAUAUGUCUGAUUAUUCUGUGUCAGGUCUGAUUCCCAGAGAUAGUGGUGUUAUCUCAAGGUGA
Molecule: messenger RNA, 3438 nt
Organism: Miscanthus lutarioriparius
Lineage: Eukaryota; Viridiplantae; Streptophyta; Magnoliopsida; Poales; Poaceae
Source: the annotation of a GenBank genome assembly